Hemiscyllium ocellatum (epaulette shark) is the source of this 1749-nucleotide messenger RNA. It is a transcript of the gene rbm34, whose product is annotated as RNA binding motif protein 34. Gene Ontology annotation, molecular function: mRNA binding. Gene Ontology annotation, cellular component: cytosol. Lineage: Eukaryota; Metazoa; Chordata; Chondrichthyes; Orectolobiformes; Hemiscylliidae. The record is from RefSeq and is a predicted model, not a curated record. The transcript is spliced from 11 exons. The coding region runs from base 145 to 1380 and encodes 411 amino acids.
CCCCUCCAACAGCUCCACGUUGCUUCCGGGCAGUUCGAGCCGCUCCGCGACCUCCAGGGACCGCUCUCACAUACGCCACUUCCGGCAGCCGGGGUAGGGGGGAGGGAAUCAGCAGUGCACUUCCGGUACCUACAACACACAGGCAUGGCGACGAAAGGAAGUCCCGGAGUGAAUGAAGUAAUGGGGGACUAUGUGGUGGGCCAGGUGGCUAACAGCCUGUUCCAGAAACAAGCAAGGAAGUGUAUGACAAAUCCACUGGUUACUCUCUUCAGCAAGCCAGCCUCCACGACUCAGCUAAUCUUCACUCCUGUACCAGAGAACAAGGUCAGCUGCAGAAAGAGGGACCGUGUGGGCGAUGAAUCUGACGCCGCCACUGCAGCGAAGCAACAGAAGCCUGUUCACAGGAAGAAGCAGCUGACAGCUGCUGAGAGGAAACUGGCCCAGCGCGAGGAUGCCUUGACAGCAGCAGACAAAAAGGGUGAAGGGAACCGACGCCGGAAACAGAAACAGAACAAGAAGGUAGAACGAGACAAGUUGCCGGUUGCUGUGACGAUGACGAAAGGAAAGGUGGUUGAGUCUGGGACUAUGAAGAGCACAGCCAUCCCUGAACUGGAAACGAUAAAGAAUAGAAGGACCCUGUUUGUAGGGAACCUGCCAUCAGACUGCAGUAAACAGAUGAUUAAAGCACUGUUUAAAGAGUUUGGACCAAUUGAGUCAGUACGAUUCCGUUCAGUGGCAUGUGCAGAGCCCAAAAUCUCCAAGAGAUUGGCCACCAUUCAGAAGAAGAUUCAUCCCAAGAGGAACAGUGUGAAUGCCUAUAUAGUGUUUGAACAAGACAGUGAUGCAGUCAGAGCUUUGACAAAGAACGGCUGUGAAAUACAAACUGGCUUUCAUAUCCGGGUGGACCUAGCCAGCAAGUCAAAAAUUCAUGACCAUCGAAGAUCAAUCUUUUUAGGCAACUUGUCAUAUGACAUCAGUGAGGAUGAAGUACGAGAACACUUCAGCGAAUGUGGUGCAAUUGAGUCAGUCCGGAUUGUGAGAGACCAUGAAUCAGGAAUGGGAAAAGGCUUUGGAUAUGUGCUUUUUCAGAACACAGAUGCUGUAACUCUGGCCCUAAAACUCAAUAACUCCGAGCUGAAGGGUCGCAAGGUGAGAGUCAACCACUCACUGAAAAAGGAUACAGCCAGCAAGGUCCAGCGAAGGAGUGCUGGGGACACAGCCAGCAAGGCCCAAGCAAUGAGGAAUCCACCAUUGGUCAAUAGAUUCGCCGGGAUCAUGACAAAGCCAGUGGAGGGGGAUAAAACAAAGAAGAUGAAAAAGAAGAAAAUGCAGAAGUGUAAACUAAAGCAGAAAAGGGGCAGCAAGGCUAAAAGCAAAUAGUGAAAUACUGCAUCCUUCUGAAGUUCUCAUUCAUCCUCUGGGGACACCAGCUCACUUAACAUUGGCAGAGGAUUUCAUCAUGGAACUGUAAUUGACAUGAGAGCUGAAAUUGACAUGAGAGCUGAAAUUGACAUGAGAGCUGAGAGGUGGCUUUGCUCUGAGGCAGUUUUUCUCUCUCUCCAAAUCUGACCUGCAGAUUAUCCUUCUUCCUGUCCUCUGAACAAGUGGUUUGGAACGAGCUGACACUGUUGAAUAUUUGUUGUGUGUGAAGGAUUCUCUAAUAUGGAGCAGCACCCCUAUUUCUUAGAUCUAACCCAUUUGGUUUGUUUGCCUUUUGGGGUGCAAUUUGAGCAAUAAAAUAUUUUCCUA